This is a messenger RNA of Aspergillus novofumigatus IBT 16806, 243 nucleotides long. RefSeq lists its product as uncharacterized. NCBI's taxonomy places the organism in Eukaryota, Fungi, Ascomycota, Eurotiomycetes, Eurotiales, Aspergillaceae. The transcript is spliced from 2 exons. The coding region runs from base 1 to 243 and encodes 80 amino acids. The record is from RefSeq and is a predicted model, not a curated record.
AUGAAGAAGCGAAAUCUGAAGCUGUACGCUCUGAUACAAAUCGUCGUCCUCAUCAAAGGCUGGUCUCUCGAGAUCAACUUCGAUCAAGACGACCUGCUGCCCUCUGGCGGUCAGCGCGCCGAAGCACGAGCCUCUGGAUCUGGUGCUGACGGCAAGGGUUGUCUGCAGCCGCAAAAGUACCAAACAAAAGAAGAUACGAGGGCUCAAGAGACGUUUCGAGGUGGCGGCGAUUCAUCCGUUUAA